Molecule: messenger RNA, 420 nt
Organism: Cheilinus undulatus (humphead wrasse)
Lineage: Eukaryota; Metazoa; Chordata; Actinopteri; Labriformes; Labridae
Product: histone H2A.J-like
Exons: 1
Coding region: 14-403 (129 amino acids)
Cellular component (GO): nucleosome
Molecular function (GO): DNA binding; structural constituent of chromatin; protein heterodimerization activity
Source: RefSeq, a predicted model, not a curated record
AGAACAUAUCAACAUGUCUGCCAGAGGAGGAAAGUCCGGAAAAGUUCGCGCUAAGGCCAAGAGCCGUUCAUCCCGUGCCGGGCUCCAGUUCCCGGUCGGCCGUGUUCACAGGCUGCUGAGGAAGGGAAACUACGCUGAGCGAAUCGGUGCUGGAGCUCCCGUCUACCUGGCUGCUGUUCUCGAGUACCUGACUGCUGAGAUCCUCGAGCUGGCAGGAAACGCUGCCCGCGACAACAAGAAGACCAGAGUCAUCCCCCGUCACCUUCAGCUGGCUGUCCGCAACGACGAGGAGCUCAACAAGCUGCUGGGAAAAGUCACCAUUGCUCAGGGAGGAGUUCUGCCCAACAUCCAGGCUGUUCUGCUGCCAAAGAAGUCUGAGACGAAAGGCGGCAAAGCCAAGUAGAAACAAUCUACUCCAUA